CUUUGUUUAUCUUACUGCUCAAAUGUGCUCGGCCUCGGGAGCUCCCCUGCUCGUUUUUUUGGGUCGCUCUCUCCACAGCCACUGCUAAACACUAAAUCUACGUCCUCCUCCCCGCUUUUGAGUUGUUGUUUUUUUUUUUUUGGUCCCCUGGUGGAACUAAGGACGAUAAAGGGGGCGGGGGACUGUUAUCCAGCCAAGUCUCGUCAUGGCGACCGAAGUGGACGCUCGGUCUUCGGCUCAACAAGCAGACGGGACGUUUCCUCGCGACGACAAGCAGGAAGAGGCGGAGCGUCCCUACGCCGAUGACGACGACGACGAGCUGAACGAGGCGCAGGUGAACGGCAACUGGACGCCCCAAGAGAAGGCCCUGCACGAGGCCAGGCUCAAGGCCAAGGCAAAGCGGCGCCUGCGCAAGUCGUCGUCCCGCAACUCCACCAGCGACUCCCUCUCGGAGUCCGGGGAAACCGCCGGUGCGGACCCCAACAGUCCGAAAGGCAAAGUCCCCACCAAUGACCGCAAAUCCAGAACGGGCAAAGGCAGAGGCCUGCCGAAAAAAGGUGGUGCAGGCGGUAAAGGAGUCUGGGGUGCCGCUGGGAUGGUUUACGAGGAUGAGGAACCUGAUUUGCAGGACCCCAACUACGACGAAUCUGCUCAGGGAGACACGGUUUAUGCAAAAGUUGUUCCGGAGGUGGACAAGAGGGACCUGGGGAAAAUGGUCAACCCAAUCGUCCAGGAAUACUUUGAACAUGGAGACACAAAAGAGGUCCAGAUGCUGCUGAAGGAACUCAACUUGGGCCCGCACAAGUACGAGUUCUCCUCGGUGGCCGUCUCCCUGUCCCUGGAAGGCAAAGCCAGCCACCGAGAGCUCACCUCCCGCCUGCUGUCCGACCUGUCCGUCAAGCUGCUCACACAAAGCGACAUGGCGCGGGCCUUCGACAGGAUGCUCAAAGACCUGCCUGACCUCAUACUUGACACGCCUGAGGCUCCGCAGAUGUUGGGCCAGUUCAUAGCCAGAGCCAUAGCCGAUCACGUUCUUCCCAUGUCUUUCCUGGACUGUUACAAAGGCAAAGUGGACUGUGACCAUGCCAGAGUGGCUUUAGACCGCGCUGCUGUGCUGCUGUCCAUCAAGGGGGCCAUGGUGCGUCUGGACAAUGUGUGGGGCGUGGGCGGCGGCCUCCGACCUGUCAAACAUCUCAUCAAAGAGAUGAACCUUCUGCUGAAGGAGUACCUGACCUCAGGAGAUGUGUUGGAGGCCGAGCGCUGCCUGCGAGAACUGGAGGUCCCUCACUUCCACCACGAGCUCGUCUACGAGGCUAUUGUAAUGGUGCUGGAGUCCAAAGGGGACGCGGCCAGCCCCAUGAUCAUCAAGCUGCUGCAGUCCCUCUGGAAAACGGGCCACCUAACUGUGGAUCAGAUGAACAGGGGCUUCCAGCGGGUCUACGAUGAGCUCCCCGAAAUAAAUCUCGACGUGCCGCACGCCCACACGAUCAUGGAGACGUUUGUGGACCUCUGCUACCAGGAGUCUGUCAUCACCAAGCAACUAAGAGACGCCUGUCCCUCCAGAGGGCGCAAGCGUAUGGUAAGCGAAGGCGACGGCGGCAAGAUUAAGAAUUAAAAAAACGACCUACAAAGAGGAUCGUCAGGAGGAGGCAGGCUGGUCUCAUUGUGCGUCCACAUUUCAUCUGGACGUGCUGGUGGUUUGAAGCUCCUCCCCCUGAUGACAUCGUUACCAUCGUCAUCACACACAGCAGCUUUGGUGGAAGUGAAGCCAGUUCCCCUCAUCUUAUUCGCCGCUGUUGUUGUUUAUUGUAAGAAUGUUCAUUGUUUCUUGGGUUGAUCCACCCCUCUUGUCUCAGCUUUUUUACCUUUUUUUUUUUUUUUCUUUUCCAAAAAUAACUCUCAGCUGCCAAAAGAGGGGAAGUGGACCUGGUAUUGGGGUGUUUCGCCUCUUGCUUUGCUUUACGAUUUCCAUAAAUGGACAAAUUUGUUCAAUUGUUCCUGAGAUGGUUUUGUUCAACAUUGACACUUCACUGCUUUCUGUCUGUUUUACAUGUUGACCAAAGUUUGAAUAUGUAUAAAAACAUAUUUCGUUCAUUAAAAAAAGGCAACAUA
Messenger RNA from Phycodurus eques (leafy seadragon), 2112 nucleotides. It is a transcript of the gene pdcd4a, whose product is annotated as programmed cell death 4a. Gene Ontology annotation, cellular component: cytosol; nucleus. The record is from RefSeq and is a predicted model, not a curated record. Gene Ontology annotation, biological process: negative regulation of DNA-templated transcription. NCBI's taxonomy places the organism in Eukaryota, Metazoa, Chordata, Actinopteri, Syngnathiformes, Syngnathidae. The coding region runs from base 206 to 1615 and encodes 469 amino acids. The transcript has 11 exons.